UCCGUGGGGCUCUACCGUAGCAGAAGGCCUCCGGGAUGACUCAGACCGUGACUGUGGCGCGACGGCGGGGGCCUGCCGGGCCCCGGGCCCGCAGGGACAUGGCCCCCAACCGUGCCUUCGAUUUCCUCUACGAUCCAUUGCACAUGCUUUCAAGUGAGAGAGACCAUGCACAAGCCACUGUCAAGGCUCAUCUGCUGAACGAUGAAAUGAAAAAGUUGCCAGUGUUUAAAGCGAUGUUUAGUAACCUGGUCCACUACCCACCGUACACGAUGAAAUUGGAAGAGAAAAAUCCUGUUCCCCCCUUCAUUGACCGAAGGUGGAGAGGAAGGGUGCAGCAGCACCUGGAAGCUCUUCAGAAGCUUGCUGUAUCUCAGCCUUCCCUUCAGAUUCCCAGAAUUGAGUAUGAAGAUCCUGAAGUCAGUGGAAGGAAUCGCUGGAAGUACUUCGAACGACCUUUCCUUCCAUUUCAUAAGCAGAUUCCCCUGAACAUUGUUUAUGCAAUGGCCAAGCCAGAGCCGUACCUCCUUCGUGCGAUGCCCAGUGAGAAGCCUGCCUAUCUUGCUUCGCAAACUGUGGGGACACAGACUGACUACCGGGACAGUGAAGCGCAGACGGAUCCCUACAGCCCCGAGUAUGUGGUGUCUUCAGGAUCGAUCCCGGAGUUACUAACCCUCGCCACUCUAACCUGGGGUCGGGGCCUUCCAGCAACCCAGGCAGAGGUGGAGGUGAUUGAACGGGCGCGAGAGAAACGUGCCUGGGAGGCGACUCUUCCGCCUCUGAAUGAUGCUUUGCACGUGGCCAAAAGGAGGAGGAUGAUGGAGGAAAUGGAGAGGAACGAGUGGGCCUUUCGAGAGGAAGAAAUAGAAGAGUUGCAAGAAGUUAGACUAGAACUUUUAAAGGCUCUGCUGAGGAAGCGGGAAGAGAACCGCAACGAAUUGGAUGUCAGUCGCUUGGACCAUCAUUGGUUUAACCUCAUGCAAGAGAAAGAAGCGAAAGUGAGAAAGAUUCGCCAUGAACAUACGAAAGCCAUCAGAAGACUAAUAGCCAAGGGGAAGAAUGUGGAAAGAAAACUGGAGAAGAGGAGCGUGAUCAAGGAGUACACGGACCAUGAAUCACAGACUUACGCUCCUCUGUCUAGAAUUGGUUACUUUCCAGACAACCAUGCUGACCGUUAUGUAGUGAAGAAUCCCUAUCUCAACACUUACGAUGGACUCCUUGAGCUGGAGUCAUCUCUCCCUGAUUCCAUCGUCCAGCCCCGAAUGGAAGCUCCAAAACCCCGAAGCACCACCACCAAGGACGGGUUUACAAAACGGAGUGCUCGUCUGGAGAUGGAACUGGCACAAGUUUACCAGAUCCUGCAAGACAAGAAGACCCAAGUUAAGGAACCAAGGAAGCCACUUUUCUUCCUUCAGAAGGUAUCAAAGUUGAUUGGUUGUUCUACAACUCCAGCAUUGGAAAUACCUUCACUGAUCGAUGAAGAGAGAGACUUAGCCGUGAUUACACUGCAGAAGUUAAUCCGCGGCAGAGCUGUCCAGAAUAUGAUGUUUGAAGGGAAGGAGAAGCGACUGGAAUUGAUCCAGGAGCUGCGUACGACUCACGCUCUCCAGGAGGACGGGCAGCUCUUGAAAAAAGCAGAGAAGCAAGUGACGUUGGCGUUGCAGCGGCAGCGAGAUCUGCACGAGCACAAGCUGUCCCUGGUAGAAAAGCAUUUGGCUCGGGUGGAAGGCAGAGCCAUUGCAAACUUGUUGGACUUCCUGUCCAAAGAGCUAAUCAGGCUCCAGGAAGAGCGGCGGAUCCAUGCUUUUGCCAUGCUAGCUGAAAGGCAACGGCGAAUGCGGGAAGCAGAGGAAAGCGGACGCCGCCAGGUGGAAGAAAGGCGCCGGCGGGAAGAGGAUGAAAUCUUCAAACAGGUUGUUAACGUACACCAAAGCACAGUUGACUCCUACCUAGAGGAUGUGAUUUUGAGCAGCAUGGAGACAACAGCUGAUGAACAAGCCAGAGAAGAAAUUCAGAAAGUGGCCGUGAAAAUUAAUGACGUCGCUUAUGAAAUGGAAGAACGCCAAACUCGCCUGCAGUCCGAAGAGAUCGUGGCAGAACUGGUUUAUCGCUUUCUGAUCCCCGAAGUGCAGAAAAUGGCCAUUAAGGAGAAAGUGAGGAAGGCCCAGAGGAAGCAUAUCCACGCUGCCCAUCAGAUCAUCCAUGGGAAUGCACCAACCGCCGUAGGAACCCUGUUUUCCACACCGGGGUUGAGUGAAGCGACUCAGGCUGGGGGUCCAGUCACUUCUGGCCCAGGUGGCCCCCAAGAAGCUCUGGAGGUGCCAGACGACCCGCCUGCUGCCCCAGCUGAGACGGAGCCAUCACACAGAGGACCCCAUUGCAAAGAUGCACGUGGGCAGGCCCCGGACAGUGUGGACAGCGAGGGCAGAUAAGGUAAGCCCCCAGAGCCUGUGUGAAAGAAGACUCCUUUGCCUGUCAAAAAGAACCCGUGCUUCAGGCAGAAGGACAUUGGCAAGGACACUCUCCUAGUCCUGGCUCACGAUUUUAAAAAUCCCACUUAAGAAGAGCUGCUGUGUUGCAGCAGCAACGUGCGACAAACGGGGGUAUUGCAUGAAGCCCUGAAACAAACCAGCGCUAUGUUGUCUCGGUCAGACCUCUGUCAAGAUGCUCGGAAGGAGGUAGUCCACCUGCCCCUUCAGAACACGUAACGCCUUUCCCUGCAGCCUUCGGUUUGCAGCUCAAAACACAUUGAUGACUUCUGUGUACGAAGAAAUAAAGGCAAACUGGUUAGGAA
Molecule: messenger RNA, 2791 nt
Organism: Eublepharis macularius
Lineage: Eukaryota; Metazoa; Chordata; Lepidosauria; Squamata; Eublepharidae
Gene: CFAP91
Product: cilia and flagella associated protein 91
Exons: 18
Coding region: 36-2429 (797 amino acids)
Source: RefSeq, a predicted model, not a curated record